GUCGGGGUCCCGCCCCCAGGAGCCACGGCCCAGCUGCGCGGCUCGGAGCUGCGUCCCGGGGACUUGGGGCCGCAGGGAGGCUUGUGGGCCGUGAGCACAAGGGAGUCGCCCCCCUGCCUGACGGAGCUGCCUGUCCAUCUUUCCGUCUGUCUCUGCCUGCGCCCACCUCUCCACACAGCAGAAGCCUGACCCUGGAGCCUCUGUGCACGCGGGGAAAGGCCUGGAGCAUGCGCUGAAGACCCGCGGCAGACGGAGAGAGCUGCGAGCCGAGCCCAGACACUGGAGCCGUCCUGCCCCCCGCCCGCCAUGGCCUCUGCAGACAAGAAUGGCGAGAGCGUCUCCUCUGUGUCCAGCAGCCGCCUGCAGAGCCGGAAGCCGCCCAACCUGUCCAUCACCAUCCCGCCGCUCGAGACCCCGGCCCCCGAUGAGCAGACCAGCAUGCUGCCCCUGCGGCCCAGGAACCCAGCCUACCUGAAGAGCGUCAGCCUCCAGGAGCCGCGGGGGCGAUGGCAGGAGGGCUCCGAGAAGCGGCCGGGCUUCCGCCGCCAGGCCUCCCUGUCUCAGAGCAUCCGCAAGGGCACCGCGCAGUGGUUCGGGGUCAGCGGCGACUGGGAGCUGGCGCGGCAACACUGGCAGCGCAGGAGCCUGCACCACUGCAGCGUGCGCUACGGCCGCCUGAAGCCCUCGUGCCAGCGCGAGCUGGAGCUCCCCAGCCAGGACACGCCUUCCUUCCAGGGCACGGAGUCGCCAAAGUCCUGCAAGAUGCCCAAGAUCGUGGACCCGCUGGCCCGAGGCCGGGCAUUCCGCCACCCUGACGAGGUGGACCGGCCCCACGCCCCGCACCCACCGCUGACACCAGGGGUCCUAUCCCUCACCUCCUUCACCAGCGUCCGCUCCGGCCACUCCCACCUGCCCCGCAGGAAGAGGAUAUCUGUGGCCCACAUGAGCCUCCAAGCGGCCUCCGCCCUCCUCAAGGGGCGCUCAGUGCUGGACGCCGCUGGACAGCAGUGCCGGGUGGUCAAACGCAGCUUCGCCUACCCCAGCUUCCUGGAGGAGGACGCGGUCGAUGGGGCGGACACCUUUGACUCCUCGUUUUUUAGUAAGGAAGAGAUGAGCUCCAUGCCCGACGAUGUGUUUGAGUCUCCCCCGCUCUCCGCCAGAUACUUCCGGGCGGUCCCCCGCUCAGCCUCACCUGUCUCCCCCGGCGGGGUGCAGGUCUCGCUGAAGGAGCACGGCCACGCUCCCGUGCCUGCGGCCAAGCGCGGCAAGCGCAUCGCCUCCAAGGUGAAGCACUUUGCCUUCGACCGGCAGAAGCGGCAUUACGGCCUGGGCGUGGUGGGCAACUGGCUGAACCGCAGCUACCGCCGCAGCAUCAGCAGCACGGUGCAGCGGCAGCUGGAGAGCUUCGACAGCCACCGGCCCUACUUCACCUAUUGGCUGACGUUCGUGCACAUCGUCAUCACGCUGCUGGUGAUCUGCACGUACGGCAUCGCGCCUGUGGGCUUUGCUCAGCACGUCACCACCCAGCUGGUGCUCAGGAACAAAGGUGUGUACGAGAGCGUGAAGUACCUCCAGCAGGAGAACUUCUGGAUCGGCCCCAGCUCGAUCGACCUGAUCCACCUGGGAGCCAAGUUCUCGCCCUGCAUCCGGAAGGAUGAGCAGAUCGAGCAGCUGGUGUCGCGGGAGCGAGACCUGGAGCGGGACUCGGGCUGCUGCGUCCAGAAUGACCACUCGGGCUGCAUCCAGACCCAGCGGAAGGACUGCUCGGAAACUUUGGCUACUUUUGUCAAGUGGCAGGAUGACACGGGGCCCCCCAUGGACAAGUCCGACGUGGACCUGAAGCGGACGUCAGGAGCCGUGUGCCACCAGGACCCCAGAACCUGCGAGGAGCCAGCCUCCAGCGGUCCCCACAUCUGGCCUGAUGACAUUACCAAGUGGCCAAUCUGCACGGAGCAGGCCCGCAGCAACCGCACGGGCUUCCUGCACAUGGACUGCCAGAUCAAAGGCCGCCCCUGCUGCAUCGGCACCAAGGGCAGCUGCGAGAUCACCACGCGGGAGUACUGCGAGUUCAUGCACGGCUACUUCCACGAGGAGGCGACGCUCUGCUCCCAGGUGCACUGCCUGGACGAGGUGUGCGGGCUGCUGCCCUUCCUCAACCCCGAGGUCCCGGAUCAGUUCUACAGGCUCUGGCUGUCUCUGUUCCUCCAUGCUGGCCUGGUGCACUGCGUCGUGUCGGUGGUCUUCCAAAUGACCAUCUUGCGGGACCUGGAGAAGCUGGCCGGCUGGCACCGCAUCUCCAUCAUCUUCAUCCUCAGUGGCAUCACCGGCAACCUCGCCAGCGCCAUCUUCCUCCCCUACCGGGCCGAGGUGGGCCCGGCGGGGUCCCAGUUCGGCCUCCUCGCCUGCCUCUUCGUGGAGCUCUUCCAGAGCUGGCAGCUGCUGGAGCGGCCCUGGAAGGCCCUGCUGAACCUGGCGGCCAUCACGCUGUUCCUGUUCGUGUGCGGCCUGCUGCCCUGGAUCGACAACAUCGCCCACAUCUUCGGCUUCCUCAGCGGCCUGCUGCUGGCCUUCGCCUUCCUGCCCUACAUCACCUUCGGCACCAGCGACAAGUACCGCAAGCGCGCCCUCAUCCUGGUGUCGCUGCUGGUCUUCGCCGGCCUCUUCGCCUCGCUGGUCAUCUGGCUCUACGUCUACCCCAUCCACUGGCCCUGGAUCGAGUACCUCACCUGCUUCCCCUUCACCAGCCGCUUCUGCGAGAAAUACGAGCUGGACCAGGUGCUGCACUGACCCCCGGCCCGCCAAGGACACGGACUGCCUGGGACGGGCUGCCCCACACACACUCCAGCUGCCCAUCCAAGGACACGGGCCCCGGUCCCCGGUCCAGAGACAGUCACCAAGGCGGGUUCCUUGGGGGGACUGAGAUCCCCCCACCCCCUCGUGAGCUCCUGGCCCUGGCUGGGGAGCGCUCCGAGCACCCACCUCUCUGCAGCUCAGGGCUCAGCCCGACUUGCCCUGCUGUCGGGACCACCUCCUGGGGGUGGGUUUCUUUCUUCCCAGGGUCCUCAGGAUGCUGCCCCCUCCCACCCCAGCCUCUGCACUGGGGACAUGGCCCGGCACCCCACCAGGUUCCCCUCGCCCCGUUUCUCCUCCCCUCUCCGCCCUACAGGCAGGUCACCAGUGGCCUGCUAGGUCUGCCCUAGGGUGCCAGACGCUGUGGGAGACACGUUGGCUGUGGUCUGGGGUGGGGUGCGCAGGGAGGGACGCUGUUCCCCAUCUGUAGCCAGCCCAGGCUGUGCCCCGCCCCCUGCCCCACCCAGUCAGUGUUCUGCUCUAUCGGGCUGGCUCAGGCCACAGCCAGCCCCACACCCUUUGCCUUACUGACCCCAGGUUGGGGUGGGUGCUGGGCCACCCCAAGGAUCCACUCCCAGGGGUGGCCGAAGGCUCACUCAGGCUCGUUUUAUACUGGUUUAUAUUAUGGUCCUAAUUUUUAAAAGGAACGCUAACUUUGUAUGGAUGACGUCUCAAAUGAAUUAAAUGAUAUUCUCUAGGGA
This is a messenger RNA of Phyllostomus discolor (pale spear-nosed bat), 3551 nucleotides long. RefSeq names its product rhomboid 5 homolog 2 (gene RHBDF2). Bases 307 to 2787 code for a protein of 826 amino acids. Gene Ontology annotation, molecular function: serine-type endopeptidase activity. The transcript is spliced from 19 exons. Gene Ontology annotation, cellular component: endoplasmic reticulum membrane. Gene Ontology annotation, biological process: regulation of epidermal growth factor receptor signaling pathway; regulation of protein secretion. Lineage: Eukaryota; Metazoa; Chordata; Mammalia; Chiroptera; Phyllostomidae. The record is from RefSeq and is a predicted model, not a curated record.